This is a messenger RNA of Sycon ciliatum, 4917 nucleotides long. RefSeq lists its product as uncharacterized. Bases 372 to 4076 code for a protein of 1234 amino acids. Gene Ontology annotation, molecular function: 3'-5'-RNA exonuclease activity. The transcript is spliced from 12 exons. Gene Ontology annotation, cellular component: mitochondrion. Gene Ontology annotation, biological process: nuclear-transcribed mRNA catabolic process, deadenylation-dependent decay. The record is from RefSeq and is a predicted model, not a curated record. NCBI's taxonomy places the organism in Eukaryota, Metazoa, Porifera, Calcarea, Leucosolenida, Sycettidae.
GCCGGGGACAGAAAGACAGGUAAGGGAGUGCAAGUGAAAAGCUGCCACUUUUAGCUUGGAACGACAGCUACAGCUCGAGAAUCUGCUGCUGGUGCUAGUAAUAGUAAUACCGAUCAGUCAUCAAAACAAGCCGUUUCAAGGGCCCCAAAUUCAUCUUUCUUCUCAGUAGACGAGUAUCACCAGGAGUCUUAGAUCUAUUGUCGUGAACGCGGAUGGAUCGCAGAAGGAUUGCGCUGUGGACGAAUGCAACUGAUGUUUAUAGCGGAUUGAUAGCAGCAUACGGAUUACUGUAGUGGGCAGCGAAAAGAAUAGCGAUUCCAUGCGAUGCGGUGACAACGCUGGGGAAAGCAGUUUGUAGUAGAAUUUUCAAGAUGAGUACUGGACAAGAGGUGGAUCGGGCAUUAGCCAUGGAAAUCGUAGGCAGGUUGAACCGAAUAUUUGGAGACGAGCAUUAUCAAGAUGUGAGACUUCUCGGUAUGCUUAACGAGCAUAGCUACAUAGCACUGGACGUAUUGAUUUAUGCAGACCAGCGCUUGCUGGAGUUGACUGGUGGGAGCACUGCAUUGAUCAAAGCAGCUCUACAGAUUGUCCCGUCCAAUGUACUCCAGGUCAGCAGGGACAAAAAGUAUAUCCGACGCCUGAAGUCAGAAGUUCGCAUUGUGAGGUACCUGGACAACUUGUUCAAGGACAACAGUGGCAACAACUCGGAUCUAUUGGGACCGGGCGAUGGAGAUGAGACAACCGUUUGGAUUACGCACAUUUUUUCUCGCCGCCCGGAGUUUAACAUAAUGGCCAGUAGCGAUGUGAGCCAUGUUGCCAGUGCAUGUUUGAGAGGCAGGCCCCGCUACACUCACCUCUGCAAGGAUAAGCUACGAGUGCGCAGGAAGACCCUGUUGGAGAAGAUCGCCAGCCAGAUCGAAUACUACUUCAGUGAUGAGAACUUGCCGUACGACAAACACAUGAAGAUGUUACUGGAUACUAUUGGGUCAGUCCCAGUUCACGACUUGCUCAAGUUCCCUGCGCUUAGACAGCUAUGUCAGAGUGCAAUGAUGGUGCUGGAAGCAAUAAAGGGCUCUCUAACGGUUGAAACCAUCAUGCGUAUGCCAGAGACGCUCCCUGGCGGGCCACACAUGGAAUCCUUGCAGCAAGGUGCAUCUGGUGAUGUCAUGCAUCAGUGCCUGCACCUGCAGCUCAUACCCAAGAAGCGGCAGAUUAUCAACUUCCUUGAGCACGUCUUCUCUGAAACAGAACUCAGCAGGGACAAGUUUCUACAGGGCCGGAUUGAGGACUCUACUGAUGGUUUCGUUCCAAUAAUUCUCUUUUUGACGUACAACCGAAUUGCAGCCCUGAACUGCUCUGACACAGAUGUCCUGGAGGCUGCCAGGAGCUGUGAGAAACUGGAGGUCAAUGAGACUGGCACCAUGCCCAUGGUGAGGCGAAAAGGCUUCAGAAGCAUUUGCCGGCGGCCGCGCAAGCUGAACCUGAGCAAGGCGGAAACUGUGGAAGACUUCCCGCUCCCGUCGCCCGCAACCAAAGAUGAAAUCAUCAAUCUCUUGCAGUACUACUUUGGAGAUGAAAAUUUCCCGCUGGACCAUCAUCUCCAAUCCAUUGCACAGGAUGAUCCUGUGUUGAAUCCUGAGGAACAGAAGCAGCAGUCGGGUGGUCUGCAUCGCACGCGCCCAUCCAUGGAUCGCUUGCUGUACGGUGGCUGGGUGUCGCUACACCACAUUGUAAAUCUCAAGAAACUGAAGCUGCUUCGCGUCACGCUGGCUGAUAUUCGCUCGGCAGUGACCAUGUUUAGCACGGAGCUCAAUCUCAGCAAGGACGGCAUGUUCAUCCGCCGCAGGCACCCACUGCCACCGACCCCUCCAGUCAUUGGUCGUGAUGGAUUGCAGUCGGAGAUGUUCUUCAAGGAUGAUGGUGACUCCCGGAGCUUCGUUGUCAUGCAGUACAAUGUGCUGGCAGAUGCGUUGUGUACAGAGUCUGUAUUCCCGUAUACAACGGAGAGAGUGCGAGACUGGGAGUACCGCCGCACAUUGAUUCAAAAGCAGAUCAAGUAUCGCAACCCGGAUCUGCUGUGCCUGGAAGAAGUGCAGUCUGUCAUUGAUGAGCAUGGCCAUCUAGUAAGGACUUUCGAUGGCAAGUUACCUGACGGUACCCCAGCACCGGACAACCACAUGGCUUGGUUCACCGGCUGGCUGGAGAACCUAGGAUACCAUGUCAAGUACACGGUCAAGGAGAAAGAUCCAAACAGGAAGCUCAAGGUUCAGAUUGGCAAUCUCUUAGCAUGGCGGAAGGAUGUGUUUGAGUACAUUGAAAACGCAGACAUUAUUCUCUCAAAGAAGAUCCAAAUGGCAAUCAACGCGUACUAUCAUACACACCGUACCGCUGCAACGACACCUGGCCGCUUUGAGACCAUGGUCCGCCGCUCCUCGCACAUGAUGGCCAACUUGAGCACGCAGGUGGCGUCCAUCGUUCGCCUACGUCACAAGGCCACAAACCAGCAGCUGGCUUUCUCUGGUAUCCACGUGACAGCAAACUACUUUGCGCCGUAUUUACAGCUUCUUCAAGUGCUGGUGUGUCUUCAGGAGAUCGAGCAGUUCACCUCUCCAACCCGUCGCUGCCCAGCCGAUAUGCGUGGCAUGCCCAGUGACCCCAUUCCCGUCGUGCUCUGCGGCGAUUUCAACAGCACACCGGACCGAAGUCCCAUCUCGCUGAUCCUCAACGGCUACGUACCACCGACUCACGUGGAUAUCAUGCGGGCGCAUGAGCUGAACAUGGUGGUCCCAUUCGAUGAAAUUCGACAUGGCCUGAAUCUGGAUUCAACGCAUCACUGGGCAUGGAGACAAGUUGGAGUAUUGAUCAACGGGCUUCCUAUCUGUGACCAGGUGUACAAGCAGGCGCGGGAUGAGAAAGAGCGCCAGCUGAGGUCUAACCAGCGGUAUCACCUGGGAAUGGAAAUUCAGAGGUUGCGUGAUGAGGGAGUAAUUCCCAUGCCUGGUAGCGAGGGGGAAAUACCGCCAAACUACAACGAGCCGAAGGCCAGGUAUGCCAUGGUUUGCUGCAAUGUCAUCAAUCUCAGCUUUCAGCAUGAGGCAGCUGCCAUGGCAGCAAUGGAAGCGGCGCCGCACAGAGUGCCGCCAGCAGCAAUGGCAGCAGCAGCAGCAGCCCCUACAGGUGCAGGCGCCCCAACAGCAGUACUACCAGGACCUGUUGGACCUGUUGGACCUGCUGGCUGGGACUUGCCGAGUGGUGCCAAUGCCGUCCUACAACCGCAAACCCUUCCCCCCAAUACUGCUGCAAGUGCGGGCCAAGCCUCCUGUUCCUCUUUGCUUGCAGGCCAUGCUGCAGCCACUACUGCAGCCACUACUGGCACUACUGGCACUACUGGCACUACUGGCACUAGUUCUAUUGCUAUGCCUAACGGCGGGCAUGUCUCCUCGGCUUCUUCAGCCAAUGGCCACCACCACACAUUCAUGCCAGGGACGACGGCAGGUGAUGGCAAUGCAGCAGCAAGACAUGCACCCGCACCCGCUCACGGCCCCCUGGGUGCGACGGCUUCCUUGCAGGCCAUGUCAAUCACUGCGGCAGCUCAAAGUCGAGGAGUGGCGUCUGCCCAGGCUGCUGAAGAAUGCAUGCCACUGCCGGCACAUCACCAGGCCACGUUGCCAUCACGUCAUCUGUCACUGGACCUAGACGACCGCAACAGCAGCAGCAGCAGCAGCAACGCUCUAGUGUUCUCUCGCAAUGGCAGACAGCCACCAAGUCUGAACCUGGACUCUACGCGUACCAGAUCAGCUGUCGCUGGCAGUGCUGAGCACUCAGCUGCGGGUGGCACGGCGGCGGCGGCGCAAUCACCAGUUGCACCUGGUAAUCCCUGCUUGGCCACCACUAACUACACGCACAACUUCUCUGGUACCCUGGACUACAUCAUCCCGUCAGUGGAUCGUGGGCUGGAGAUCAUACAGGCACUCGGUGGCCAACCGGUGUCUGUUCUCUCCGAGGAUACUGCUCUGCCCAGUGUACGCUUUCCCUCCGAUCACCUGCCUGUCGUAGCCAGGUUGCGCUUCAAGUAGUACUGUUGUCGUGAGUACUAGCGCUAGCAGCACUGUGUGUCACUGUGUGUGUGUGUCACUGUGUGUGCGUUGCACUGUGUGUGUGUCACUGUGUGUGCGUUGCACUGUGUGUCACUGUGCGUGUCACUGUGUUAGCACUGUGGUCUGUAUGCUGCCGCUGGGCAAAUUUGCUAACUUACAUCAUACAUGUUGUGGAGGAGGAAACAGAUGUGCGUGCACACAGGCACGUCCAACGUUUCACACGCACACUUUGCAUGCACACCCACCCACAUGCACAUGUGCACACACACACACACACACACACACACACACACACACACACACACACACACACACACGCGCGCGCGCGCGCGCGCAAACAGUUCCUUUUCCAUGUAAAGCCUUCAUCAGCCUUCACUUUUGCUUUUUUUUUAGGAUGCACUGUCUGAUCUGUGGACAUGCUAGGUAGUUUUAUUUGACAUUGCACUCACUUCACUUAGGGACUUAGGUUAGUUGUAAGAAUGCAAGUACCUAAUCGGAUAUUUUGUGGUGUUUAACCAUAUCCCACCAAAUCAAGACCAACUCCCAGUUCACUGCCCGAGGGCUAUGCCCUUCCAGAGUUCUGUCCAGAGGAUUCCUAAUUUCCACCAUACCAGUGUUCCAAGUUGGUGGUGUUGUUGUUGUUGUUGUUGUUGUUGUUGUUGUUGUUGUUGUUGUUGUUGUCAUCGUUGUUGUCGUCGUUGGUGCUGUUUUCUUUCUGCUGUUGUUGUCGUUUACGCUGGCAGUGGUGCAUAAUGUUCUUUUCAUUCAUGACAAUCUCAACAAGUUCCUCUACGUCUGAUUCCAUCCACUUCCCUUUUCA